UCAGGAGUAACACAUGGUCCUGGACUGCAGAUUACAAUUGGAGUACGAACAGAACAGAGAACCAGCCAAAAGUAGAGGAGAGCCAGACAAACAACAGGGAAUAACAAGGAAUCAGACAGAGAGAAACUUUUUUAGAAACUGAGAGAGAGAGAGAGAGUGCGUGAGUUUUCAGAGAAAAAAGUUUUCAAAAGAAACUUUGCCUCUGGAAAGAUAAAGCUGCUUUGAAGCUUUUCUUCAGAUGACAUUUCUGAUGUUGUAGUAUCUGCUGUGUGCCAGUGUGUGUGUUUGUGUAUGUCUGCGCUUGCUGAGAUUGUUGUUUGUGCAUACAUACCUUGGAGGAGCAUUUCUUUUCUUGCCUAGUUUGCAGAUGACUUUUGAUCAGUGUGUGUGGGUGUGUGUGCGUCUGCUCGGCGUGUGUAUGUGUGUCUAGUUUCUGGUGUUUGUCUGUAUUCUGAGGCAGUUACUCUGUGGGUUCUGAGCAGUGCUUGUUUGUGCGCGACUGUAUUUGUGGAGUAGGACCUGCCGGUGUGCCCACGUGUUUGAGUGUGUGUGUGUGUGUGUGUGUGCGCGCGCGUGUGUGUGUGUGUGUGCUAAAAUGGUCGGCUGUGAUAAUAGCGCAAUUUUCAUCUCAGGGCCUCCUUCAGUCUAGGCCACACAGCUAUCUCAAUCUUUGUGUGUGUGUGUGUGUGUGUGUGUGUCUUAGUGUGUGUGUGUGUGUGUGAGAGAGAGAGUGUGUCUUAGUGUGUGUGUUUGUGUAUAAGUUUGUGAGUGUAUACAGUCUGAGAGUCUGCAAGUCAGUGCGCUGUGUGAAUGUGUGCAUGUCUGAGUGUCUCUGUGCCAGUAGAAAGAGUCAGUGUUUAUUGAGUUUUCUUGUAUGACUCAGUCGGAGCGGUAUCGUGAGCAAGCAGUGUUUUGGGCUAGCAGGCAUCUCUAAGAGAGUGAGAGAGUGCAUGUGUCUUGCGGGUUCGCAUUGUGCUUGAACUUGUGCUUGUGUGUUGCGUGUGUGUCUUUGUGGAUUUUCUUGUGGUAUAUAAGUGGUGUAGUGUAUUACACUGACAUUACAUUAUAUUCGGCAGACGUUUUUAUACAAAACGACUUACAAUCAAACUUCCGUGUACUGCAGUGUUGUGUAGCGUAGUGUGUUAUCAUCAUGGCCUCUCUCCCGUCCUCCUCCGCCUCCUCUCUCCUCCUCCUGCGCCUCAUCCUCGUCCUCCUCCACACGUCGGGCCCGCCGCCCGUCAUGGCCGCCAUGGACACCUGCUACGACGACGAGGGCCUGCCGAGCCGCUGCAUGCCCAAGUUCGAGAACGCCGCCUUCAACCGCACUGUCAUGGCGUCCAACGCGUGCGGCUCGCCGCCCGAGGACUACUGCAUGCAGACGGGCUCCAAGAGGUUCUGCCACAGCUGCGACGCCGGCGACCCGGCGCGGCACCACGGCGCCACCUACCUGACGGACUUCCACACUGCGGAGGAGCCCACCUGGUGGCAGAGCCAGUCCAUGUACUACGGCGUGCAGCACCCCAACUCAGUCAAUCUCACGCUACAUCUCGGCAAGGCGUUUGAGAUCACCUACGUGCGCCUGAAGUUCUACACAAGCCGUCCCGAGAGCUUUGCCAUCUACAAGCGCACUGAGGAGAACGGGCCCUGGCAGCCGUACCAGUUCUACAGUGGAACAUGCCGGAAGACCUACGGCAGAGACCCAAGGGCAUUCCUGAGACCAGGUGGGGACGAGCGGACAGCGCUCUGCACUGAUGAGUUCAGCGAUAUCUCACCCCUCACCGGAGGCAACGUGGCCUUCUCCACACUGGAGGGACGGCCCAGCGCAUACAACUUCGAUCAGAGCCCCGUGCUACAGGACUGGGUGACUGCCACAGACCUGCUGAUUUCUCUAGACAGGUUGAACACCUUUGGUGAUGAGUUCUUUAAGGACGCCAAGGUGCUACGCUCCUACUUCUACGCCAUCUCAGACUUCUCCGUGGGGGGCAGGUGCAAGUGUAACGGCCAUGCGAGCGAGUGUGUGGCAGGUGAGAGCGGGAAGCUGGAGUGUGUGUGUGAGCACAACACCACGGGAGCCGACUGCCAGCUCUGCGCCCCGUUCCAUCACGACCGGCCCUGGGCACGGGCCACUGCGGACUCUGCCAACCAGUGCAUUAGGUGCAACUGUAGCGGCCACGCAGACGAGUGUGUGUUUGACGCGGAGCAGUACCGCAGCACGGGCAGCGGGGGGCGCUGUGUGGGCUGCAGGGAUCACACGGCCGGGCCGCAUUGUGAGGCCUGUCAGCAGCACUACCACAGGCUGACACCUCAACACACCUGCAGAGAGUGCAACUGCAACGCCAUGGGCUCCGUGAGUCUGCAGUGUAACGCGGAGGGUGUGUGUUCGUGUCGGGAGCACGUGACGGGUGUGAAGUGCGAUGUGUGUGAGCCAGGAUUCCACUCUCUCAGCCCAGCUGGAUGCAGGCCGUGUGAAUGUGACCCCCGCGGUAGUGUCGGGGUGUGCUCGGCUGAGGAUGGACGCUGCCACUGCAAGCCACACGUGGAGGGACACAACUGUGACAGGUGUCGUCCUGGAACAUUUAAUCUCCAAGAGGAGGAUCCAGAAGGCUGCCAGACCUGCUUCUGUUUUGGCCACUCCCUUGCCUGCCAUUCCUCCAAUCAGCACGCUCCAAUCAACAUCACCUCCGACUUCCUCGAUGAUGCUGACGGCUGGACAGGGCGCUUCUCAGACGGUCAUGACUCUGCUCUGCUGUGGAAAGAGGGGGAGGUGUACCUGCUACCAUUCAGCGACCAUGACAUGGGAUAUUACACUGCACCAGGGAAGUUCCUGGGUAACCAGUUGAUGAGUUAUGGCCAGUCUCUGUGGAUCCGCUUCUUGUCCGAGGUUCCGGAACUCCUGCCUCAGAGCAUUGCCGUGGUGAUUGAAGGUUCCGGAAUGGCUGUGACCGCCCAACUCCACUCCCAGGCCGACCAGCGGCCUCGCGGUCAUAGCACAGCUGCCUUCACACUCAGAUUGAAAGAGCGGGAGAUGAGACCCCUCAUGUCAGCGUUUGAGUUUCAGCGCCUCCUCUCCAACGUGACCGCACUGCAGAUCAGCAACGCAGGGGGACUCAACUAUACGUCCCAGUUGGCUGGCGUAAUUCUGAGUUCUGCUCGGCCCGUCCAUCCUGGCCCGGGAUCAGGUUCCGCGUCUGCCUCCUGGUCAGCACCGUGGGUGGAGGAGUGCCAAUGUCCCGCUGGCUUCGCUGGACGCCACUGUGAGCUGUGUGCCCGAGGCUUCACCCGCGAGGUGCCCGGCACAGGCCCUUACACACGCUGUGUGCCCUGCAACUGCCAUGGGCAUGGAGACUGCCACCCCGAGACAGGAGAGUGCACCUGCAGCGAUUUCACCAGCGGUCCAACCUGUGAGCGAUGCCUGGACGGUUACUACGGCAACGCCUUGAUUGGCAGCGCGGGCGACUGCCAGCCGUGCCCGUGCCCGGACCGUACCAGCUGUUCCCAGCUGCCCGACACAGGGGACGUGGUCUGCACCAACUGCCCCGCUGGACAGAGGGGCACCAGGUGUGAGCUGUGUGAGGACGGUUUCUACGGCGACCCCUUGGGCCUGCGCGGCGUGGUGCGCCCCUGCGUGCGGUGCGAUUGCCACGGCAACGUGGACGUGAACGCCGUCGGGGUGUGUGACCACGUGACGGGACGCUGCCUCAAGUGCCUGGGCGACACGGCGGGAGAACACUGCCAGCUCUGCCGGCCGGGUUUCUACGGCAACGCGGUGGACCCCAACGUGAGCCCCUUUGGGAAGUGCAAACCAUGCAAUUGUAAUGCUGCGGGCACCUCGGGGUCCAUGCACGAGUGCCAUCCCGUGACGGGCAUGUGCCGCUGCCUGGCUGAGGUGACGGGCCGAGACUGCAGCCAGUGCGAACCAGGAUUCUACAACCUGAUCCCUGGACUAGGCUGCCAGAGAUGUAACUGCAACCCCGUUGGCUCUUCCUCCCCGGCCUGCCACCCAAUCACAGGCCAGUGUGUGUGCCGUAUGGGCGUGCAGGGGACGGCGUGUGACUCCUGUCGCCUUGGUUACUUUGGAUUCUCAUCCAGAGGCUGCAGAGCUUGUAACUGUGAUCCGAUGGGCUCGGUCUCCAUGCAGUGCCAUGGCAACGGAACCUGUCCCUGUCGUCAUGGUUUCGUGGGCUACAAGUGUGACAGGUGUGAGCUGAACUACUUCCACAGUCGCGACACACACCAGUGUGAGGAGUGCCCAGUGUGUUACAGCCUCAUCAGAGACCAGGCCGCGCAGCUGAAGUCUAAGAUGCAGGCCCUGGAGAAGCUGCUCUCCAGCUACGACUGCCGCAACAUGCCCAGGCACUUCCCUCCCCGCCAGUACAACUAUGUGCACCAACCUCGCGUGCACCAGCCUCACGUGCACCAGCCCGACCAUCACGUGCACCAGCCUGACCAUCACGUGCACCAGCCUGACCAUCACAGGCGCCAGCCUGACCAUCACGAGCGCCAGCAGGAGCAUCACGGGCGCCAGCAGCACGUGCACGAGCACGAGUCGGAGCUCUUCCAGGCGUGGCGCCACAACCUGCUGCAGGAGUAUCGCGAUGAGGACUACCUGCCCAACUCCCUGGAGGACUUCUUAGCCAUACAAGAGGCGCGUGAGGCGUUCAUCCGUCAGUUCUCACAGCUGGAGACGUCUGCACAGACCCUGGAACUCCACCUGCGCAGCGUCGCCAAGGUUACCAACUGUAGCCUGCCAGAGGAGGAGGAGAAGGAGAAGGAGGAGGAGCAGAGAGAGGAGGUGAAGAGAGGAGGAGGAGGAGGAGGAGAGAAGAAGAAGAGGAGGAGGGGAGCGGCGGAGGAGGAGUGCGAUGCCCUGAGGGAGAGUGUGGCUGCUGUCAGCAGAGUCCAGGCCCAGCUGGAGACGGCAACUGGAGACCUGGGCAACAUGGUGAUCCCCUUCUCCAUCCCCAAAGGACCCAACGAGUGGAACGCAGCAGUCAACAAAUCUCACACACUGGCACAGAGCCAUGUGGCGGUAGCGGAGAGGAUGGAAUCGAUUGCCAUGGCGGCUCUGAGCGCGUCCAGAGAGACCCACUCACUCCUGCUCACACUGCUGCAGGGGAACGCCACCGAGAUGCACAUACAGGGCCUGGCACAACGGCUGUCGGACAUGCAGGAGUUGAAGGCCAGCCUGUCCUCCCAGGUCAACGAGAGUCUACAAGUUCACGCGACUCUGCAGGAGCAACAGGCUGAGGCGGCGGCCAUCUUGAAAAACAUCUCCUCCUCCAUGCUGGAGCUAAGAGGCAACAGCUCCAACACCACCACCACCACCAAUCCUUCCACUGCUACCAUGGUGACCAGCUCCACCCUCACUGCCACCACCACCACCACCACUACCAACCCUCCCACUGCUACCACGGUGACCAUGACCAGUUCCACCACCUUCAGUGUCACCAACGCUGAUGCUACUACUGUCACCAACGUUCCCUCUACUGUCACCAAUGCUGCCUCUACUGUCACCAACACCAACGCUCCGGCUGCCACCAGCUCAAGUCUGCCUGAUAUGAAGACCGGUGUCACCAGUGUCAACCAGUCACACAUCAACCAGACCAGCCCAGCAGGCACAGGCACAGAGCAGGGUCCUCUAGACACACUGGUGCUGAGCCUGGACAGGAGGGUGUUGGAGCUGGAUGCGCUGGUGCGGUCUAAAGAGGAGAAGGCUAACACCACCAGAGCUGAGCUCCAGCCGGACAUCCAACAGGGCCAGAGGAACAUCAAGACCAUCCAGGAGUUCCAACAGCUGACGGGGCUGGCCGAGGGGUUAAAAGUCUCGUCGCUGUCAUCCGUGGUGAAAGCCAAGGAGGUGGAGUCCGAGGCCUCGGUCCUGCGGCGAAAUCUAGAAGGCAUGCAUAAGGAGUGGCCCCGUAAGCAGAGUCAGACCAAGGCUGCGGUGCGCAAGGCUUGGGUGCUGGAGGAGAAGCUGCUGCAGGACGUGGGGAAGAAGGUGAAGGUGGCUGAGAGAGCCUUCCGGCCCGCCCAGGAGGACGCCUCGCAGGCACGCGACACCGCCACGCAGGCCGAGGCCAACGCUAACACCAUCUCCAAGAAUGCCAAAGCCACCCUGACGCAGACGAGGCAGGCGAAGCGAGCGUCUGCACAGCUGAGGUCGUCGGUGGAGCAGACGGAGCAGCAGCUGAGUAGCGGGGAGCAGCUGGUCAUGCAGAGGAUGGAGCAGGCACUGGCGCAGCAGGCAGAGCCCGAGGGGUCUCUGGGGAGCGUGUUGGAGAAGAUGGAGAUGGCCAAACACCAGCUGGAGUCCUACACGCACACGCUGGCCGAGCUGCUGGGCAAACUAGGAGAGGACUCGUCCCUGGAGCGGUUCGAGGGCAUCCUGGCGGAGACGGCAAGCCGUCUGACGGUGCUGCGUCGCGGCGUGGAGAGCCCCGCCCUCUCCAGGAAGAUCCAGACGCUGCGCUCGGCCGCCCAGGAGCAGCAGAAGAGCAUGGCCCGGCUGGACCAGAGCAUCCUGGAGAUACGGCAGGAGCGCGCCAGCCUGCAGGACAUCGUGCUCACCCUGCCCAAGUCGUGCCCAUAGACACUCUAGAGCAGUGGUUCCCAACCUUUUUUUCCUUGUGUACCCCCCUAAGCCUUUUCCUUGUGCCAUGAGUACCCCCUAACUUGUCAUGUUCUAUAUCGCUUUCUAGUAUAUUCCAAUCUAACUAAGCUCCAUACAUUUGUUAAAAAUUCAUCUUUCCAAGUACCCCCUGCAGUGUGCUCGCGUACCCCUAGUGGUACACGUACCCCUGGUUG
Messenger RNA from Engraulis encrasicolus (European anchovy), 6804 nucleotides. It is a transcript of the gene lamc3, whose product is annotated as laminin, gamma 3. Gene Ontology annotation, biological process: substrate adhesion-dependent cell spreading; tissue development; animal organ morphogenesis. The transcript is spliced from 31 exons. Gene Ontology annotation, cellular component: basement membrane. Lineage: Eukaryota; Metazoa; Chordata; Actinopteri; Clupeiformes; Engraulidae. The record is from RefSeq and is a predicted model, not a curated record. The coding region runs from base 1151 to 6589 and encodes 1812 amino acids.